Messenger RNA from Vigna radiata var. radiata (mung bean), 689 nucleotides. RefSeq names its product surfeit locus protein 6 homolog. The transcript has a single exon. Gene Ontology annotation, cellular component: nucleolus. The record is from RefSeq and is a predicted model, not a curated record. Gene Ontology annotation, molecular function: DNA binding; RNA binding. Lineage: Eukaryota; Viridiplantae; Streptophyta; Magnoliopsida; Fabales; Fabaceae. Bases 71 to 487 code for a protein of 138 amino acids. Gene Ontology annotation, biological process: ribosomal large subunit biogenesis; ribosomal small subunit biogenesis.
AGUAAAGAAAGAUGCUGCAGAGGCUUCCAAGGAGCUUGUGUUUGGCCAUGUUAAACUUCAGAAUGAAGAAAUGCUAGGGGAGAAGAAGAGGAAACUUUCAAAGCAUAAGGAACUUGAAAGGGCUAAGAAGUUGGAGGAAGUGAAAAAGAAUGAUCCUGAGAAGGCUGAAGUUUUUGCCAAGAAGCAAUCAUGGAAAGCAGCAAUGGAUAGAGCAUCAGGGGUUAAGGUUCAAGAUGAUCCCAAACUGCUGCAAAAAAGCAUUAAUAAGGAGAAGAAGAAGCAGCAGAAGAAUUCAGAGAAAUGGAAUGAUAGAAUUCAAACAAGGGACCAAUUGAAGGCGGAGAAACAGAAGAAAAGGUCAGAGAAUAUAGCUGCCAGGAUUCAUGAGAAGAAAAUGCGAAAGAUUGCCAAAAGAGAGAAAAAGCUUAUGCGACUAGGCUUCGAAGGUCGCAAAGAAGGUUUUAUGAAUGAGGGUGGUGCCACCUAACAUGAUUUUGAAGUUUAUCGAUUUGUGCCUUAUCUUUACAUUGUUGUUUUCUAGCUUUAGAAGAGUUAGUGUUAGAGAAUGACAAUUCAAGGGCUAGAAAAAGGUUCACCUAUCAAUUUCUGUAUGCUUGAUCAUAUUUCUUGAAAUAAAACAUAUUUUAUUUUCUAUUAUGAUCUACAUCGGCAUACCAUAUUCUGAGAAA